This is a messenger RNA of Ornithodoros turicata, 1699 nucleotides long. Its product is annotated as protein SHQ1 homolog. Gene Ontology annotation, biological process: box H/ACA snoRNP assembly. Bases 288 to 1658 code for a protein of 456 amino acids. The transcript has 15 exons. Gene Ontology annotation, cellular component: cytoplasm; nucleoplasm. NCBI's taxonomy places the organism in Eukaryota, Metazoa, Arthropoda, Arachnida, Ixodida, Argasidae. The record is from RefSeq and is a predicted model, not a curated record.
GCCGCAUUAAGCCGGAAACGAAAUCCAUGUGCUUGUGCUGGCCACAUUACAGUACAAGUACACUACGUACACACACUACACUGAAAGGUGAAAACACAAACACUGCAACGCGCUGGAGAUCGCAGAAUGUGCUACAGAACGCACGUUGGUGAGUUGUCAGUGAAAUUGUGAGCUGAUGGUUCCAGACAUACGCAUAUGCAUUACCUGACAUUGCGCGGUAGCGUUGAAAAGCUAUUUCUUCACAUGCAGUUCUGACAAGUCUCAGGUGCCUCCUCGUCUAAAGGAAAAUGCUCACUCCAGCUUUCAAUCUGCGUCAGGAUGAGAACUUCCUGGUAAUCGAAAUAAAAGCUCCGUAUACAAAGAUUUCAGAUGCAGAAAUUUUCUUUGAAGAAGAUGACUUCCGUUUCUUUUCCUCACCGUACUAUCUGAGGCUCCUCUUGCCUGGAAAGGUGGUAGAGAAUGGCACUGAGGCAGCCAAAUAUGAAGCAGACACAGGAACGUUUGUGGUGUCUAUGGCCAAACAGCAGCCUGGAGAAAUGUUUGAAGGUUUGGACUUGCUGACUAAGCUGCUCGCCCCCAGACGAUCCACAAAGCCACCGACUAUACAGGUGCUUGAUGACGAGCCACUAGACUGUCAGAUUGAACAGGUGCCCUGGACAGCACAGGAUGAGGAAGAUCUGAAACUUGGAGGCCGACACUAUGGGUUUGCGAGGCAAAGCACUGGCGUGAUAGCUCGUCUCAAGGAGAGCAUUCCUGAGCUGGUUGAUAUAUGUGACCCCGAGCACAAGAGCUUGAAAGAGGCAAGAGAAGAGAGAGAACGUGUGGAAAAUAAGCAUUUCAAUGAGGAGCACUACCUGUCUCAAGACAAAACUAAGGCAAAGUGCAUGCAAUGGGCUGAUCUGUAUGAUGGUGACACCAUUGAAAGCCUUCUCUGCGAACCUACUACCACGAAGUCUGCACAGUUCUCAGAGGAAGAGAAAACUCGGAUGUGCCGGUUGCCACGUCGGGAAUAUAUCCUUUUUGUUUUCAAGAUCCUAUGGAUACUUUUUCAUUUAGGUUUCCUUGACGGUAUUACACAUCUCCUGAAGGAGAAGAUGCAGCAGACCCUACUCCUAGGCCUAGCGGAUAUCCUCUUUGCCUAUGCUUAUGACUUACGAAUAACCCAGGGAGAGCACUGUGUGGAAUCUGCCUGGACAAUAAGCAAGCUGAGUGCUACAUUGUCAUGGUUCGAGGUAAGAUUUGAAAGUGCAGAGAGUGUCGUUCAGAGCUCUAUCCGCAGGAGCCUCUGUUACCCGCUCUACCGCAGUUGGAAGCUGGCACAGAAAGUCCUGAGUGAUGUCAUAGUUUUCCUGCGCAGAGGAACAUGUUCCGUGGUGCAGUGCCUACUGGAUGUGCAUGCCAUUUUUGAACAACACGAUUCAUGCUAUGUUCUCAAUCAGCUGUACAUGGAUGACUAUGCUUCUUGGUCACAGCAUCUGAGGACAGAAACUUUGGAGGGACUUGCUCAAGAGUUGAGUGAGGUAAACCUAAGCAAGUCAAGCCUCAAUCUGGACCUGGAAGAGCUGGAAGCUGGAGCAGAUGCCGCACUCACCGAGCAGGCCUCUGAGCUGGCAGAUGCAGUGGUCACGCUGCAUCUCGACUCUGACGACAGCGAAUGACAACGAGAUGUAUCACCCAGAAAUAAAUACUUUGUCAAACU